This is a messenger RNA of Cucurbita moschata (crookneck pumpkin), 1681 nucleotides long. RefSeq lists its product as uncharacterized. The transcript is spliced from 11 exons. The record is from RefSeq and is a predicted model, not a curated record. NCBI's taxonomy places the organism in Eukaryota, Viridiplantae, Streptophyta, Magnoliopsida, Cucurbitales, Cucurbitaceae. The coding region runs from base 288 to 1538 and encodes 416 amino acids.
AUAUAUAAAGGCACGGUUGACAAAGUUUGUCUUAAAAGCGUAUUAAGCCAAAACGCGAGCCGUGGAAGUACAAAUUCGGUCGACUUUUUCCGAUUCCGGCUCAUCGUUCCGGCGGUCACGGCAAAGGCGACGAAGCGAGAAGAAGGGGAGAGCGAAUCAAGAGGCCUCCCGUCGGCCAUUUCUCUCAAAUUUCUUCGUGAGUAGCGGUAAAGUGAAGAGUCUAAAUUAUUAUCCUUCUCCCCUUUCUGGGAUUUCUUGCAUCUGUCGGAUUUUAGUUUAAACGGGGAAUGGAAAAUGAAAAGAAGAAGAGAAAAAACAAGAAAAAGAAAAACAAGCAGAUUAGAACCUCAGAAGAUGACACAAUUGCUUCAGAAUCGACUUCUGUGGACGAUACUCACACAACAAAUGGACAGAAUGAUCAAAAUCCAAUUUCUGGUACAGUAGAUCCUUCGUAUCAGCAGAGCAGGGGAACAAAAGAUGCCGUUUCUGAAGAGACAAACGAGCAUUUGAGGAAGGAAAGCCUUUUGCUUGCACAUGACAAGGCUAAGCUGGAGGAUACAAUUAAACGCUUACAUGAGGAAAACAACGUACAUAUGCAAAAAUUGGCUGACCUAGAGUUGAAGCUUGUAGAAUUUGAGGGGGAAAAGCACUCAUGGCUUCGAAAAGAGGAAACGUUAGUGGAUAAAAUUAGAAGGUUACAAGAGGACAAAACUGCUUUGGAUUUAGAAGGGGCCAGGUUAUUGCACACAAUUGAGCAACUAGAGAGAGAUAAAGCUUCAUUGAUUUUUAAUGAGAAUUCAAGCACGGAGAUGAUUGUGGAUAAGAACAAGGACAUCUCUAGGUUACAGGCGCAGGUUGUGGCGUUGGAAGAACAAAGGCGUGAUCUGUUGCAAGAAAACAAACAACUGACGGAAAAUGUUGCUGAUUACCAGUCAAAAAUCACGAUCCUUGAGAGGAAAAUCUCUUCCACUCACACUCACUCUUCAGAUCGAGUCACAAAGGAGAUGUUGAGUUCACAAGUGGAUGCAGCUCGUAUUCUGGUUGAUAAAUUGAUUACAGAAAAUGCAGAGCUUAUUGGGAAGGUGAAUGAGUUAUAUGUUGAGCUUCAAAGGGUUACAAAGGCUGAGGUAAAUUCAGGCAUGGAGCCUGACCAGAUGGUUGAAGCUACUACCAACACUGCUACUUUCAACGAACCUGAACCUCCCUUGAUUCAUAAUAUGGUCACAUCAAGUAAAAGUUUGGACGCAUUAGAAUCUGUUCCAAUCCACAACCAUAGCGUUGGCUAUAAUAUUGUGGACAUGGACAACGAUUUGCUUCUGUCUCCAACCUCUUUAAUACUGCCAAUGGAGGAGGGAGAAAUCGAACAAAUUCCACCUCAAGAAAAUGAAGAUAGGAACAGGAACCGAGAACUGUCGGGUGCAGAGAGCGACGAGGAGGAUGUGCUUCUUUCAGAUGCCCCUUUGAUUGGGGCUCCUUAUCGGUUGAUAUCAUUUAUGGCUAAAUAUGUAAGCGGUGCUGACUUGGUUGGCAAAAGCUGAGUUAUCAUUCUUUUACACGAGAGACUAAUCAUGAAAGCUGCCCCCCACAGGUAUAGAAUCAAAAGCUUAAGAUGAUAAGCGACUUUUUCGUAACCAUAUCACAUCCGGGAUAUGAUGAAAUAGGACUACCAUUGAGUUUUUUA